This is a messenger RNA of Hemiscyllium ocellatum (epaulette shark), 4522 nucleotides long. Its product is annotated as zinc finger protein 271-like. The record is from RefSeq and is a predicted model, not a curated record. Lineage: Eukaryota; Metazoa; Chordata; Chondrichthyes; Orectolobiformes; Hemiscylliidae. Gene Ontology annotation, biological process: regulation of transcription by RNA polymerase II. The coding region runs from base 516 to 2696 and encodes 726 amino acids. The transcript is spliced from 3 exons. Gene Ontology annotation, molecular function: DNA-binding transcription factor activity; RNA polymerase II cis-regulatory region sequence-specific DNA binding.
UUGAGGGUGAUGGACGAGUCUGGGACUUUUCCACAUCAAUAUGAUUCAGUGAAUGUCACUGCCCAUUGACCAGUCUGUGGGCCUCCUCACUUAGGCACGUGUCCUCAGCUCUUGAAGGAUUGCAAUGUACUACACCAGAGAAUACAGAGAGGAUAAACACUGCAGGUAGAUCCUGACCAGCACCCAAGGAACAACUGCACAACUGUGUGAAGACAUCCAGACCCAACACAGAGGAGGUUGGGCAGUGAAACUAUCAUCUGGAAAUCGGUCAGGUCGGGGAGGGGGGGCUUUGACUCAUCAUCAGAUCUGAAACUGGUCAGUGGUGUGGAGCCUUCCAUCAGAACCAACCUUUCUGAAGGUUUGGCUAUGGGUGAUGGGUCAGGGUGAGGCUGGGAAGAAGUGUGAGUGGCUCCAAGUGUGGUGAGAGCUUCAAUCAUUCAUCGAGUCUCAUGAACCACUGACUGAUUCUUACACAUGAGAGACUGUUCAAGUUUGAGUUGGGCCCAUCAUGUCAGAUGACAUGUGAAGUGCAUCUAUUGAUCUUCCAUAUGGAGGAGAAUCCAGUCAAGUCUGGGCUGUGUGAUCAAGAUUUCCCGGAUUCCUCAAAUUUUCACAUGCACCAGAGCAAUCACACUGUGGAGAAGCCAUUCACAUGUAAGGAAUGCAAUCACUCAUUUGUAUUCUCAUCGAGUCUUCACAAACACCAAUUCAUUCACACACGGGAGAAACUCUUCACAUGCGAGGUGUGCAACAAAUCAUUCUCACACUCAAUGAAUUUCCACGUACAUCAACGCAUUCAUACAGGGGAAAAACCCUUCAAGUGUGAGGUGUGUGAGAAAUCCUUCUCACAGUUAUCAAAUCUCCGCAGACAUCAACGUAUUCACACUGGGGAAAAACCCUUCAAGUGCAAGGUGUGUAACAAAUCCUUUUCACAGUUAUCGAAUCUUCACAUACACCAACAUAGUCACACAGGGGACAAACCAUUCACAUGUGAGGUAUGUAACAAGUCAUUCUCAUCUUUCGUGACCCUCCAUGUGCACCAACGCAUUCACACAGGAGAGAAACCAUUCAUCUGUGAGGUGUGUGAUAAAGCUUUCACACAGUUAUCACACCUGCUGGUCCAUCAGACAAUCCACACAGGAGAAAAACCCUUCAAAUGUGAGGUUUGCGAUAAAGCUUUCACAACAUCGACCAGGCUUCUGAUGCACCAGAGUGUUCACACAGGAGAGAAACCCUUCCAAUGUGAGGUGUGCAAUAAAUCCUUCUCAAAGUCAUCCAAUCUCUAUGCACAUCAACGGAUUCACACAGGAGAGAAACCAUUCACGUGUGAUGUGUGUGACAAAUCAUUCUCAGAGUCAUCAACACUCCGCAUACAUCAACGUAUUCACACAGGGGAGAAACCUUUCACGUGUGACAUAUGUAACAAAUCAUUCUCUCGCUCCUCAAAACUUCGUUCCCACCAACUUGUUCACACAGGGGAGAAGCCGUUUACAUGCGAGGUGUGUGACAAAUCAUUCUCACACUCAGUGAGUCUCCGUGUACAUCACCGCAUUCACACAGGGGAGAAGCCAUUCGUGUGUGGAGUGUGUAACAAAGCCUUCGCGUAUUCAUCAAGCCUCCUAGUUCAUCAAACAGUCCAUACAGGGGAGAAACCCUUCAAAUGUGAGGUUUGUGAUAAACGUUUCACACAGUCUACAAGCCUCCUGAGACAUCAGAGAGUCCACACAGGGGAGAAACCCUACAGGUAUGAAUUUACUGAAGAGGCUUCCAACCAGUCCUCUCCUGAGGCACCAAAGGUUUCACAAAGAGCACAGUUUAUUCAAGUGCAUCUGUUGAACAGACAGAUGGAAAAGAAACCAUUUAAAUGUGAGGUUUGUAACCAAGACUUCACAAGGUCAUCGACGCUCGUGAAACACCGCCGUGUGCACACUGGGGAGAAACCUUUCACAUGUGAGGUGUGCAAAAAAUCAUUUACGCAAUCAUCAAAUCUCCAUAAUCACCGUCGCAUUCACACUGGGGAGAAACCAUUCACCUGCGAGGUGUGUGAUAAGUCCUUCUCUGAGUCAUCACACCUCCGUGUUCACCGACGUAUCCAUACAGGGGAGAAACCUUUCACAUGUCAGGUGUGUAACAAAUCAUUCUCAGAUUCAUCGACAUUCCGCAGACACCAACGUAUCCAUACAGGGGAGAAACCAUUCACAUGUGGUGUGUGCCACAAAUCUUUUUCGUAUCUCUCGACACUCCGUGUACACCAACGCAUUCACACAGGGGAUAAAGCAUUCACCUGUGAGGUGUGCAACAAAUCAUUUUCUCAGUCAUCGAAUCUGCACACACACCAACACACUCACACAGGCAAGAGGCCAUUCACAUGCAAGGUAUGUGACAAGACAUUCUCAACAUUAUCAAACCUUCGGGAACAUCAACGCAUUCACACAGGAGAGAAACCAUUCACCUGCGGGGUGUGUGGUAAGCCAUUCUCGCAGCUAUCAAACUUCCUCAUACAUGAACGCAUUCACACAGGAGAAAAACCAUUCAAAUGUGAGAUGUGUGACAAAGCCUUCACACGCUUAUCAAGCCUCUUGGUCCAUCAGAAGAUCCAUACACCAGACAAACCCUUCAAAUGUUUCGUCUGUGAUAAAGCUUUUGUGACGUCCACAAGGCUGCUGACUCACCAGAGGAUCCACACAGGAGAGUGACCCACAAAGUCGACAUGUACAAUUGAGUCUUCAAAUACUAAAUGAAUCUGCUCCUCUUUCACACACACCCACAUAUAAACUGUUCACAUGCAGUGUUUCUGAUAAGGUUUUAAAUCUCCUGAUGUAGUAGAGGAUCUGUACCAGUGAAAACCAUUCAGGUGUGAGGUGUGUGAGAAAUCUUGCGCAUGUUGUGGCCAUGAUACAAGAGAAGCCCUAUCAGUCCAAGUUCUGUGUUGAAGCUGUUACUCAGUUAUUGGACCUUCUGGAACAUCAAUGCAUCCACGUAGGAGACAAACUCUUCCAGUGUGACAUGUGCCAGGAUUGUUUCACCUACUCCCUUAUCAGACAUCAGCGUCUCCACGUGGACUUGGUGCCAGGUCACCCUCUUCUGUUGCCCUGAGAGCUGCCAUUGCAAAGCACUGUCUGUCUCAGCAGUGUCUAUCUCAAACCUCUCCCACCAUCAGUCCAGUUGUUUUAAGGAGCACCAAACCUCACCAAAUGAAGGCAUCAGAAUAUAUAUGUAGAAACUCCUGCUUGUGCACAGAUAUCACUGUGAGUCUGAGAGGGUUUCCUCAGGUACAGAAAGUGGGUGAUUCAGGAGAAUGUGUGUCUGAAUUAUCCGUGCUGUGGAUGUUGUAGAAGUUGCCACAACCUACCCCUGAGAAGAUAUGUUACAUUGCUCCAUUCUGAGAGUCUGCUAUGUUGCAGCUUAAAAAAAGACAAAUUUAAUUUGGCUCUGUACCUUCAAUAAUAUUUCAUAAUAUUGAAUUUCCUCUCAAUGCAACAUGUUAUGAAAGUGCAUCAUUUAAUGGUUUUUGUGAACUUGAGUUGAAAGAUUGUGGAGACACCUAUAUUAACCUUUCAAAACAAAACCAAAGAAAAUUUAUGUUAGAACUUUGUCUUCAAGCAAGAUAUUUCUUAGAAACCACGUUGAUCUAGAACUGCACUUGGUUGCCUGAACUCAUUUUAGGGAAAACUCCUUCAGGUCUUGAUUUUAUGAUUGUUCUGUUUAAGUAGUGUUUGCAGACUUGAUGCUUGGAAUUUUAUUUGGAAAAAGUCUGCUGCAGAAGAAACAGUCCAAUUUGUGUCUCCUCUUUCUGAAGUACCUUUGUGAGUUCAGGGGUGAAAGCUAAUUCUUCUUCUGGCAGAGUGACAGAAACAACAUUGAGAUGUUUGAUUUCCUCAGUAAGUUGUGUCUGCCAGAUUGACAGGCAUCAGAAUAGUCUACACGUUAUUCUGAUUUAUCUGAAUGAAUCACCAGAGCAGAAAAUGUCUUUCAUUAAAGUGAAUGUCUGCAGUUUCUUCCCUUUGCUUGAAAAAUGAGUGUGUGUGUGUGUGUGUGUGUGUGUGUGUGAGAGAGAGAGAGUGUGUGUGUGUGUGUGUGUGUGUGUGUCUUUAUGUUGGUUAGAGGGAUAACAUUUUGUAUAUUCACAUUAAAAACUGUGGGUGUUUAACCCAUUCUCUAUCCCCAUUGAAUAGGUUUAAUUUUAUAAUGAAUGAAUGAUGCUAUGAUUAUUCAUAAAACUUGGAUGAUGGGUCUUCACAUUCAAUGCUUAGCAUCAAGAAAGCUUAGGAUUGUCUGUAUUGAGAAUCUUUUUAUCAAAUUGUGACUCUGGAGGAGAAGAACAAGAGCAACAUUGCACUGUUCUCAUUGUAAUCAUAACGAAGGUAAUUCAGAAAUUACCUUUCUGUUGGUUUAUGGAUCUUGCAAUAUUCUGGGAAAUUCCAAAUCCCUUAUGUCGUGAACAUCUAAACAAACGAACACUGAACUUUAAUCAAAUAUGUGAACAGAUUUUGACAUUGUUAUCUGAUAUUGUUGCUAGUCA